CUUUUUCCUUUGAUUAAACUCGUUGGAAACAUUGAGCUAGGACAGUAGAUCGACGACAUUACGCUUUGGAAGAUUUACUAAUUCAGCAUGGAUCCCUCUCAAGUGAUCCCAACGUUCUAUCUCCAUUCUAUGCACCGAUGGACGACAGAUGAAAUUACUAGCCUAAGAGAUACGGUUCAUCACAUAGCCCAGCAAAACGCGUCAACUAUCAAAUAUGAUCACAUCAACUUCAUGUUCGUGAUCAACGGCGCAAACCCAAGCAUGCAAAAGCAAGCGAUGGUAGCCUUAAGUGAUUUGCUCGCCAGCAAGUGUCCUGUGCCACCAAACUAUCCACUAAAGCCCUUUCGUGAUAUACCUCAAGAUUUAUCCACACCCGCAGCUUCAUCAACUUCCACAGACGGGUCCUCAGAAUUGCUAAUUGACCUCGAUGCUCUAUCUGUGUCUGUGCCAUCUAUCAAAGCUGAUGAAAAACCUAGGCAUACUAUGGAAUUUCGGGUUGAUGACAGGGUUGAUAAUCCUUUUGAAAUGUAUUACGCGGAUAAGAGACAAAAACUUGAUCUCCCAACAGUGCUCGCCGAAACCUAUUUCUGCACUGCCGAAGUGGUUGCAGAUGGGCGCAUUGUCAAAAUUACAGGCGAUGCAGUUGCCAAUGUCAAUAUGGUCUACCAACAGCUGCAGCUGGCUCAAGAAUAUUUUCUCCGUGCCCCAUUUCGCCUUGACAAAGCCACGCUUGUUUACGGGAGCAACCGCGAUGAGUUUCGUCUUUUCUUUUUUCCAGUUGAGGAGCAUACUUACUAUUCAAAGAUAUUAGCUUAUUUGCCUUCAUCUCUGUCACAGAUGAGCCCCAAGCAAAUGUGUGUCAUUGAAAAGGCUGUUUAUGACGCGUCUCGUGCCACUUGGGUUCUAGCCAACAAUGUCAGAUUACCUUCUCGUGCUCCCAAUAUGCAACCAAAGCUGCAAUCCAACAAUGCCACUAGCGGCGGCACCCAGUCUGGAAGGGGGUCACCUCAGCAGCCUUUGAAUAGAGGAUCACCAUCCCGAGACCAGCAAAACCAAUCCUCAUCGCCCUCACCUUCUCGUAAUUCCUAUUCUCGUGCAUCUGAAUCGCAAGAGACGGGAAGCCUGUCAACCGGCUCUAGUGGCUCUGGGGCAAUGAAAGGCCGUAACACAUUUGAGAAGGAGGUGCCCACACCAUGGUCGUCCUGGAAAGAGUCAUCGCCAACGGUUGGGGCUCCAGCUCAAUCUUCUACCCAAGUGGCUUGGGGUGGAUUAAAUGCAAGUAGGCCGCCAUCAAUGCGACCGUCUUCCUCCAGUCAAGGAGUCGUUCGCCCAGCACCGCAGUUGGAAUGGGCGGCGACCGCUUUCGAAACUCGAGAUGAAGAUGAUUUCCCUUCAUUAUCCGGCCCUUCAAAGGCGGCUCCCAAGCCAGCUUCCAAGUCUGGUAUGCCCAAAUUGCCGCCCGUACGUCAAGUGGGGUCUCCUGGUCUCGGUUUCAACGCACCAAAGCCACAGCCUCAACGAGGUACAACCGAAUCAAAUGCAAACCAACCAACCAGCAGAUCAGUAAAUGGUAAUCUUGUUUUUGGAGAGCGAGAACUUGAAUUCCUCGAGAAUCUCCCUGACUCCAGACCAAAAGAAAGCGAUAGUAAGGGAUUAGAGCAGGCCAGGUUGCGGGACCCAUCUAAGGAAAGAAAGGAUGCCCAGAGGACUUUACGCGUUUUGCCACAAUUGCAAGCAUCACCAGUUCAGUCUAAUCCAGGUUCACAUGCACCUUUAAACACAUUCAACUACGAGAUCAGGCGAUACAAUAUGCGCCGACUCACAGAGUCCAUCUGGAACGGCCUGAAGGAGCUGCGAGGGCAACGCAAGGAAAUGCGACUUGUCGGGCGAAUUGGAUGUGUUAUGUAUCCCACUAAGUCUGGACCUAAUAAGUUCUGGGAAUAUACACAGCUUGAAAACCUCAUUUCUCAACAUCGUGAGCUUCGCCCCAUAUUUUCCCCAAUUGUUACAACCAUCAAUGACAAUGUGAAUAAUCUUUACGGGCUUUUAGGGUCACCUAAGUCAGAAUCUGCUUCUUUCGAGAUUGAAUGUGAUACAAGAACCAACCCAACAUCAAAGUAUACUCGUACGUUGGUGACCAUUCCUUCGACUAUAGCCACUUUAGAACGCGUGGUGACCCCCUGGGAGACAUAUGGUGAGGUGACUUGGAACGCAAUGGACAAACACAUGGACUUUGCGAUUGCCCUUGAAGCGCGCGAAGGGGUUAGUUAUAACACAAAAACCGCUCUCGGACGAACGGACGUCAAGCCUUUCAGUGUUUUCCGCAAGAAGCUUUCAAUUGGCACUCACAAUAGCCACAUUACCUGUCACAAUGUCAAGGAUUUCCUUACGGUCCGUGCUAUCAACUUUAGAGACACCCGAACAUAUGAAAAAAUGGGAGAUUAUGUAACCGUGAUCCAUCGCAUUGAAGAAUUGAACUUGAUCAGAGCCGAAGGUCUUGACACUGUUACAGGCAGAACGGGAGGAUCUGGCAAGAAGUGGUUUGAAUUUGAGGUGUACGAUGAGACGAUUAACCACAAGCUCGUCUCCAAUCUGACUAUGAUCCCAGGAACAGUUGCUGACUGGACUGUUGAAGAUAUCCUUGGGACAGAUCCCAACAACUCUGACAAGCUGGCAUAUUUGGUCAAGGGUAUGAUGACUCUGGUUGACCAUUGUCAUGAAAAAUUUGAUCAUUAAACAAAAAAAAAAAAAACCAAUAGCUUGUGGGCUACGAACUAGAAGAAAACUAGCUGUAUUUAUUAUAAUGAUGUCUAUGGUACAAUAGUCUAUGCAUAGCAUUUCUUUCAACCUUGACUUGGAUCCUGUAAAUGAGGCUGAAGUUGUUGUUGCUGUUGCUGUUGUUGCUGUUGCUGCUGUUGCUGCUGCUGGUGAAGCAUCUGUUGCUGUUGAAGCAAUUGCUGAUGCUGCUGCUGCAGUUGAAAUCGUUGCUGAAAUGUAAGUGGUGAUCCGAAUGGUGCUCCUGGAAGACCUUGCAUCAUGUUGGGGGUUCCUGCUGUUUGACCUGGUAUUCCCAUUG
Molecule: messenger RNA, 3076 nt
Organism: Lobosporangium transversale
Lineage: Eukaryota; Fungi; Mortierellomycota; Mortierellomycetes; Mortierellales; Mortierellaceae
Exons: 10
Coding region: 88-2736 (882 amino acids)
Source: RefSeq, a predicted model, not a curated record